GUAUUUAAUAAACCUUUUUAAGAUUUAAAGAUAGGAAGUCGAAGGAGAAAAUUUAUAGAGUUCAACAACCAUGAAUUUGUGAUCUAAUUGAUUUGGAUGAUUUUGAGUUUUGAUUCAAUGCUGGACGAGUCCCUCGUGGAUGGACGAUUGCAGAGUUCGGUUAUCUACCUCAUUGUCUCUCUCUCUCUUUCUAUCUUCCGCCAUGGAUAAACACCAGAAAUUCUUAAUUCUUAUUAACUCUUCAAUCUGAAAAUCCCGUUCUUUAAUCAUACUCUCAAAUCUCAGAUCUGUCGAGUUACUCGUGAUACUCCAUUUCUCCUGUUUCUUGUGAUCUCCUUUGUCAGCCGAUUUGGGCAGAAUCGAAUGAACUUCCACUCUUUCUUUUUCGAGUAAGAGGAGCGUUUGCUUGCUGGGGUUGGAUGAUUGAAUAUGCAAAUGGCUCAGUACAGGCAGUCGGGGACGGACAGAAAUGGACCACCGUUCCAUUCCACCAACAAUGGCGUUGCCGAUCACGUUGCGGUGGGAAUUCGUUCUGCGCCGUAUAAACAGGCUAGGGCUCGUAGGUCAGCUCGCUCCGAUAAAGGCAGAGGGAUCUCAAUUGGGGCGAUUAUCUUUGUGCUCUCUCUUGUUCUUGUCGCUACCGUCUUAGCUUAUUACUAUUUAUUGAGAGACACCAAAGAGAUUAGUAACUCUAACGUAGAGGAUGAUGACUUCAAGAACGACCCUGAUUUUCUUGCAAAUGUUACUCGGACAGAGACAACCAAGGUCAGGUUUGGUAAAGGGUUAGUUGUGCAUGGGCGUGAUUCGAGGUAUUGGGAUGGUGAUGAUAGGAGAAGGGACCAAGAUUACAAUGAGGAUGUGGUGGAACAUAGGAGUACUACCAAAAAGGCUACUGAAAAGGGUGACGUUCCAGCAAAAGUAAGUGAGGGCCACAGAGAACCAUCCCUUGAACAUUCUCAAAACAGUUUAGACAGGAAAGACAGUGGACUAUAUAAUGAAGCUGGCCGAAAGGAGUUGAGGAAGUAUGAAGCUGAAUACGAGGCUUCAGUAAAGACCUCAGGUCAAUUGGAAAAAGAAGGAAAUGAAGACGACCAGGUAUCUGAUGACGAUGAUGUGGAAAACUGGAAUGACAUUAUCGAUACCGAAGAUGAGUAUGGACAUGGAAGUGAUAAUCAAAAUCCUGCUAUGGAAGAAGAUGAUGAUACAGAACGUGAGAAAGGGGACCAUUCUGAUGCAGCAGGUUUAACAGAGGAAGAUUCCGGGAAAUCAUUUAAUGUUGUUGAAAAUGGAAAACCCCAUAAUGAUGACCAUGGGAAAUCCCUCAAUGUGCAUGAUGGAGAAACCAAGUAUCAGCAAGAUGAUGAGAAUGUUGAGGCUACCAACCAUUCAUUUGAUGAGGAUUAUACGUUGAGUUCCCAAAAUUCCGAUAAGGUUAAUCAAAGCUCCAAACAUGUUGGUGUCACUAUUGGUCAGCAUACAAAGAGGUCAAAAAUGGAUUCGAGAAAGAAGCCAAAGAAUCGAAAAUUUUCAGGUUCAUCAUGUGCGAUAAAGUUCUCGAACUCUACUGCACAAAUUCUUGAACCUUUGGAAAGUAAAAAAUUUGUUAGAUUCACUUUGCAAUACACCAAGACAGAAGAAAAGCCAAGCAAUCAAGAAAAAUGGAUGCCUAGAUUUGCAGGGCAUCAGACUUUGCAAGAACGAGAGACAUCAUUUUAUGCACAGGAUCAAAAGAUAAAUUGUGGCUUUGUGAAAGGUCCGGAAAGCUUUCCAAGUACAGGUUUUGAUCUGGCAGAAGAUGAUUCGAAUUAUAUCAGUAGCUGCCACAUCGCGGUGAUCUCCUGCAUUUUUGGGAAUUCGGACCACCUGAGAUCACCUACUGGGAAAACGGUUUCUCGUUUUUCAAGAAAAAAUGUCUGCUUUGUUAUGUUUAUGGAUGAAGUUACCUUGGAGACUCUUUCAACAGAAGGUCAAACAGUGGAUAGGACGGGUUUUAUUGGAGUAUGGAAGAUUGUUGUGGUAAAAAAUUUACCGUACACUGAUAUGAGAAGAGUUGGGAAAAUACCAAAAUUAUUGGCACAUCGAAUUUUUCCUUCCGCAAGGUACUCAAUCUGGUUGGAUAGUAAGUUACGGCUUCAAUAUGACCCUCUGCUAAUCUUGGAAUACUUCUUGUGGCGAAAAGGUUAUGAAUUUGCAAUUUCAAAUCACUACGACAGACAUUGUGUAUGGGAAGAGGUGGCUCAGAAUAAGAGAUUAAACAAGUAUAACCAUACUAUCAUAGAUCAACAAUUUGCCUUUUACCAGGCUGAUGGAUUGAAGAGGUUUAAUGCAUCGGACAUUAACAAGCUUCUUCCCAGCAAUGUGCCCGAAGGAUCUUUCAUCAUUAGGGCCCACACUCCUAUGUCGAAUCUGUUCUCUUGUCUAUGGUUCAAUGAGGUUGAGAGAUUUACUCCCCGAGAUCAACUUAGUUUUUCAUACACAUACCAGAAAUUAAGAAGGAUGAAUCCUGGAAAACCUUUUUAUCUUAAUAUGUUCAAGGAUUGUGAGAGAAGAAAAAUAGCAAAAUUGUUUCGUCACAGGUCAGACGAGAAGCGAACUGUUCGGAAAAAGGCAAUGGAGUAAUGUGUUAUAUGUUUUUAUGGUAGCCGGUUUGACAUAAUUCACUUGGCAAUAUACCUCUUGAGUGCUUGGUGAAUUUAUACAUAUAUCCCUGGUCCAACAGUGGUGUGAUGGACACGCUGCCAGUCAAUAUACUCCCUAAACCAAAUUUUGCUAUUGAGAUUUGUGAACUUUUGGACAUCUUAUAUCAGCAGAUUGUUAAACACAGAGUUGACGAUGCAGUUAUUACUUGACAUCUUCAUGGAGGAGGCCAGGGAGCUGCAGUAGUGUUUUAGUAAUGUGAAUUUUACUUUCUCUUCGUUGCUUCAUUUGGAGGUAAGAGAGUUCUAAAUUCAUUUGUACCAUUUCUGUGACAUUAUGAAUUGUGUAAUACUAUAUGCUCACAACCCGAUUAAUAUGAAGUUCAUU
Cucurbita pepo subsp. pepo (vegetable marrow) is the source of this 3024-nucleotide messenger RNA. RefSeq lists its product as uncharacterized. NCBI's taxonomy places the organism in Eukaryota, Viridiplantae, Streptophyta, Magnoliopsida, Cucurbitales, Cucurbitaceae. The record is from RefSeq and is a predicted model, not a curated record.